AUGCUCCACACAAAUUUCCAGGCUGAUUAUUGUGGAGAGUCCAUUGAGCUUCCUUUUAACUGGAAGAUCAUGGAGUGGGCUCACAAAACCAAGAGAGUGUUUCACUCUGCCAAGCUUCCUUCUAAAGUUACACUUUAUAUCAUAUAUGGGACUAGUUUAGAAACUCCUCAUAGUGUUUGUUACGGGAAUGAGAAGAUGCCGGUUAAAGAUCUAAGGAACCUAAGAUACUUCCAGGUAACCACAUAG
Molecule: messenger RNA, 246 nt
Organism: Eruca vesicaria subsp. sativa (arugula)
Lineage: Eukaryota; Viridiplantae; Streptophyta; Magnoliopsida; Brassicales; Brassicaceae
Source: the annotation of a GenBank genome assembly